Tarenaya hassleriana is the source of this 807-nucleotide messenger RNA. Its product is annotated as cell wall / vacuolar inhibitor of fructosidase 1. Gene Ontology annotation, biological process: negative regulation of catalytic activity. Gene Ontology annotation, molecular function: enzyme inhibitor activity. Bases 156 to 686 code for a protein of 176 amino acids. The record is from RefSeq and is a predicted model, not a curated record. The transcript has a single exon. Lineage: Eukaryota; Viridiplantae; Streptophyta; Magnoliopsida; Brassicales; Cleomaceae.
UUCGAACUCUAUAUAUAUAUAUAUUCGAUGAAAUGACGGAACAGAGAAUAAAUAAGAAUAAGCUAAUAUAAAUAACUAGUACUAUAAGCCUAUACAGAACCACAAACAUCAAUCUCUAGCCCCCUUGUUUUGCACAGUCAUCCUUCCACUCCACCAUGUCCACACGUGUCGCCGCCGCACUCCUCCUCCUCCUCGCCACCUUCGCCCCGACGCAUUCCUCCGACGACCUAAUCGACAAAAUAUGCAAAACGACACCGUUCUACGAGUUCUGCGAGGCCUCCCUCCGGCCACUGUCUCCGGAGAACGCGACCUCAAUCGCGGCGGCGAUGGCCACCGUCGUUCUCCGGAACAUGACGGAUACCUUGGGCUUCAUCCAGUCGCAGAUAAGGCGGUCACGUGAUCCCGCGGCGGAGCGAGCUCUGGCGGAGUGCGCGGAGCUUUACCGGCCGGUGGUUAAGUUCAACAUCCCUCAGGCCAUCGACGCCAUGCGGCGUGGGGACCUUGGCUUCGCCGUUUAUGUCAUCGGAGACGCCGAGAAACAGGCCGACGCUUGUCAGAAAGGAUUUUCAGCCGCCGGCGACGAUGACGAUGGCUCGACGGCGGCUCUCACGGCGAGGAACAAGCUCCUCAAGGACCUCUGUGACUUGGCCAUUGCUGUCCUCAAGUCGCUUAUGAAGGGUGGUUGAAUUGAUUACUUUAAUUUUCUUAAUUUUAAAUUUUAUGUAAAUUAUAAUUUUGUAACGAGAUUGGUGUGAGGGUUUUGUUCUGUUUCAUAUAAAUAUUAAGCUGAUUAGCUGUGCCACAUAA